CUGCCAUGGCGUACUAGUGCUUCUGUAAAAUCUUUUCUAGUUCCCAAUACUGUCGUCACCAGGUGUCAUGAUAAAGAGGUCUGUUGCAUGAGACAAUCGCUGGAGUUCCGAAGUCACCUGAUGACCGCGCCUGGAUCACCUCAUAGUCUAAGCGACAUGUCAUCCUCCAUCUCCAAUAGCACCUUGUCAGUCCUGUCAUUUCAUUUUCUUCAAUUUGAGACAUAUACUCUGUUGCCUCUUUCUAAGCCUACCUGUGACAAAUGCGCUGGCCAACGGCGAGAACUUGUGCCACGAUCUUUUCACCUUGCCUUGCGGCAAUAUCACAAAACGGAGACAAAACGAAGCAGCAACCUACAUGAAGAAAUGGCGUAUUGCUCUCUAGCCUCUGAUACCGGCAAAUUUCUUGAAAAGUGCCUCUAUGUCGGCGACCCUUUCAACAAGAAACGGAGACGCGCAUUUAUAUAAAAGACCCCAAGGGUCUACGUCUCGCCGUCAUGAAAACCCAACACCACCCCACCGGACCAGCGCUGAACCACAAGCCACGAUGGCCGGAAAACGUCAGAAGAUUCUCGAGUUUUUCGAACGACACCACGGCCGACGCCUCAGGAAUCAGCUGCUGCGGGUGUUCAAGACGCUCAACAUCGGGCUGGCAGCGCUCCCGCCCGAGAUCGCCGUGCAGGUCAUCUUGUACGCGGACACAGACACGCUCCUCACGCUCCGACGCACCUGCAAAGCCUUCCGCGACCUGGUCCAGGAGGAGGUCGUUGCGCGCUGUCGGAAGACGGUCGUCCCUCCGCAGGUGACCUACGACGCGAUGAUCAUCGCCAACCAACAUGACAACCGGCGGAGCAGUCGGUAUCUGUGGCAUGAGAACCCGGUAAGCCAGCCCCUCGCUCGCCUGGUGGCCCAGGGCCGGUACGACGCGGUCCGGUUCUGUCUGGAAGACGCAGGGCUCGAUGCUAAUCUCUACGACCUCAGUGCCAGGCCGUUGCUGCACAUCGCCGCCUUCUACGCCCAGGUCCCCGUGGCCCGGCUGCUGCUGCAGCGCGGGGCCGACAUCUUCGCCACGGCGCGGGUCAACCGCAACACGGCGCUGGACUUCGCGGUGUGCCCUGAGCUCAGCCACGAUGAAUUCGGGCCGCCUCUGGGCUAUGGGAUCCGGAGCUUUGCGCUGGACGCGAUGGUGCGACUGCUUCUAUCCGAAGGGGCCCGCUACGCCACGAACGCCGGGCCCGGGGCCCUGCCCUACCUGUGUAGGAUGCCGGAUUACAUCAACCUGCUUCGCCAAGCGUACGACAACGGCACGUAUCUUAGCGAUGAGGCGAUCGCGCGUCAGCUGCUCCUAUGCGAUCUGAUGCCUGGGCUGGUCCCGCCCGUUGUCGCCGCCUUGCCGGAGGCGCUGGGCCCGGUAAUCGUGACGGCAUCGGGCAGGUCGGCGAUCGAAGCGGCCUUGAGCUUGGGGCAUAUGGAGCUCGCCCUGGCGCUGAUCAACUGCGGGUUCCCCUUGAAUCUGGGGCUCAACGAAGACCAGUACCAGUACCCAGAGCUCUCGUACCCGUUGGACAACCUGCAACGCAACAAUUUCCUCACGCAUGUCUGGGACCGACAGGUUGUCAUGGCUCUGCUGGCGCGGCCACAGCUCCAAGCGGCCGGGUUCGGACAGUGGAUCAUCCAGACCGGCCGCUUGGAGCAUCUGAUCCUUGAUGAGCCUCUGAACUACCAGAUCCGCACACGCAACUGGCCCAUGGUCAACCAGAUGUUGCGGAUGGGCUGGGGUAAUCCCGCGGGCUAUGCCGAGGAGCUGUCAUGAGUGUGGGACUGGACUUAUUCAGACUGCGCGACAUUGUGAUUACCUGUAGCUCUUGCUUGUAAUGAUUGGUUAAUUUUAAAUCUAGAUUUCAACUUAGCUUCUCGAAGAAUAUUGCCUGAAUCUCUCUUCAGCUUCAUCUGUAGAGAUAAAACCCGAUCUUGUCUCUCACAGUAUUGUCUUCAACGAUGACUAGUUAUCAUGUGAAGUACUGUACUUCUCCGACUAGGCGUCUUCCCUGACGCAAGGCCAGGAACCAGAGCACCAACUAUUUUCAGCAUUUCAUUUGUGAAUAGAGACAAG
This is a messenger RNA of Aspergillus fijiensis CBS 313.89, 2110 nucleotides long. RefSeq lists its product as uncharacterized. The transcript has a single exon. Bases 419 to 1810 code for a protein of 463 amino acids. Gene Ontology annotation, molecular function: protein binding. The record is from RefSeq and is a predicted model, not a curated record. NCBI's taxonomy places the organism in Eukaryota, Fungi, Ascomycota, Eurotiomycetes, Eurotiales, Aspergillaceae.